AUUGGUGAGCUCAAUACAUUUAAUCUCAUGAAUAUUCUCCUUUUUUAAUAUUUACCUCAUAUGAAAAUUUUUGUUUUGUUUUACUCUUAGUAAAUAGUUUGACUUAUUCUCAGAUCUCUACAACUCUUACUUUCAAGAAUGCCAAAUAAAGGCAGUAUUGUAUGCCGAUGAAAUUGAGUAGUAUGCAGAAAUGCUUAAACUCAUGAAUAUCUAUCUCAUCUCUACCGCAAGAGUCAAAAUCUCCCAAACUUCACACGGCAAGCCGGUACAUAAAUUUUACUGGGUUCUUGACAAAAAAACAGUAAUUGAACAUAUCACACCAUCUAAUGGAGUUGAGAAACCACUUCCGCCACCAACCAAGCUGAAUAUCACAACCUUUGACCGCAUUCCUCACAUGAUGCUUGAUUCUGCUGUUGAAAUCGAUAUACUGACAAUCGUUCUUCGUUGUGGUCCUCAAAAAUACGCAGGUCGCAGUCAUCAUAAGUGUCGAGAAAUUAUCAUUUGUGACAAUCAGAAAAAUCAAUUUCUCCUCACUCUAUGGGAGGAUUUCGGAGAAAUUGAAGGAAAUGAAAUCGAAGCAAAAAUGGAAAAAGAGACGGAUCUUAUUGUAAUACGGUGCAACAGAAAAAAAUAA
Messenger RNA from Solanum lycopersicum (tomato), 634 nucleotides. The record is from RefSeq and is a predicted model, not a curated record. NCBI's taxonomy places the organism in Eukaryota, Viridiplantae, Streptophyta, Magnoliopsida, Solanales, Solanaceae.